Messenger RNA from Spea bombifrons (plains spadefoot toad), 1493 nucleotides. It is a transcript of the gene TMEM130, whose product is annotated as transmembrane protein 130. The transcript is spliced from 8 exons. The record is from RefSeq and is a predicted model, not a curated record. Lineage: Eukaryota; Metazoa; Chordata; Amphibia; Anura; Pelobatidae. Bases 1 to 1314 code for a protein of 437 amino acids.
AUGGCCCUUGGCUUCCCCCAAAGGACCCAGCUUCUUCUUCUAAUACCUGCUUUUAUCAGUGUGGCGUGUGGAAAUACAUUCUACACCCUAAAGUUUGCUACAGACAGCCCCGUAACGUCCGGUGCCCAGGCAACUGUGAAUAGCAGUUUAUUUUUCAGAAAAGACAGUGUGACCCAAACACUCAAUCCUAGUCUGUAUCAGUUCCAUUGGAUCUACACACCUUUGCUCCUAACUCACCAGUCUGAGAAUGAAUCCUGCGCAGGUAUUAAAGUACUGGCCAAAGCCCCCGGAAAUUAUACAGUUUCAGUACAAGUGACCGAAGGACACUGUCGUUCUUGCGAGGUGGUGGCAAGAGGCGCAACGCACCUCUACGUUACAAAGUCUAUAGUUGGGGAUCUAACAGCCACACAAAGAGAUGGAAACACGACAUCCAUCAGACGUGGCUCCUCGUUUGCCACCAACGACGAACUCCACUUAUCCUUUAUCAUCCGAGAUCCAAGUGACUUCUUUAAAGCAGCUGUCUUCACCUACGUGUGGAGUUUCGGAGAUGGGGCAGAAAUAGUCACAUCGGAGCCUUCUGUAAGUCAUAAAUAUCCAAUACCCGGGAGAUAUAAAGCAAAUGUCCAAGUAUCUGCUCAUCUGCAAAGUUCAAGGCACAGAAGAAGCCCGUGGCAGAAAACAGGACGUUUCGAAGCUCCGUUAACCUUGCGAGAUGUCUUAAAAAAUAUAACAGUUGCUGGUCCGUCACAGACCGCUGUUGGGGAAAGGUUCCAUAUAACCCUGCACUUCUUUGGCAGCCCUCCACUGUCUGUUUGCUACCUAAUAAAACCAGAAUGCGUGUCUCUGGACGGAGAUGAAUGCCACGCGGUGGAAAUAAAUGACAACACCUACAGUAUAAGCCACGUCUUCAAUAAGACAGGACUUUAUUGUUUGAGUGUCAAAGCCAAAAAUGACAUCAGCAUGCUGAGGAAUUAUCACGCUAUUACUGCAUACGCUACAGGCGUACACCAGAUAUGGUUCAUUUUGCCAUCCUGUGCCUUCAUUUUGAUUGUCCUUGGGAUUAUCGUCUUCAUCAUCUACAAAUCUAGCAGCUGCGCGUCACACCAGAAUUCACUGGUAGAGGUGGCAGAUUUUGACUUUUCUCCGCGAGCUGAGAAUUAUCAGCCUCUCCCACCCUAUAAGGAAGUCUCCGCUAGAAAUUUCAGCUGCACUUUGUGUACCGGAGAUAUAUCCAAGAAUGAAAGCGAGACGCGCGUAGAAGAGCAGCCGCUGUUACCGCCAUCGUCUCAAUCCGCCAGGAGUUACAUGCUGUGACAUUCUGCUUUAAUAAAGCAUUCAUACUUUUCAUAAAAUUAGCAAGUUUUAGAGACACUUUGUGAAACCUGACAUUAUUGGGGAUAUUGUCUCCAUCCGUGGAAGGACUUGCAACUUUGAGCUGAAUGAUUAUCAGCUUCUGAGAUGUUUUGCAAGAACACACAUUAUGAGCUCCAUGG